This is a messenger RNA of Ornithorhynchus anatinus (platypus), 2563 nucleotides long. It is a transcript of the gene CKAP2L, whose product is annotated as cytoskeleton associated protein 2 like. Gene Ontology annotation, cellular component: cytosol; centrosome; mitotic spindle. The transcript is spliced from 9 exons. The record is from RefSeq and is a predicted model, not a curated record. NCBI's taxonomy places the organism in Eukaryota, Metazoa, Chordata, Mammalia, Monotremata, Ornithorhynchidae. The coding region runs from base 118 to 2064 and encodes 648 amino acids.
CUCCGGUCCUUCAUUCAGAUCGUAUUCAUGGGGCGCUUCCUCCGGGCCGAGCACUGUGCUGAACGCUGGGGAGAGGGCGUCCGCGGCCUCCGGGAAGCGAGCGAUAAAUCGGAAUGAAUGAACGAGGAGCGGCGGAAAAAGCUGCAGGAGUACUUGGCUGCCAAGGGGAAGCUGAAAUGUCAAAACCCCAAGCCUUAUCUAAGAGACCAGAAUAAUCGGUUAAAUCUUCCACCUUCAAAAUCUACAACCAGACCCGAGAAAGAUGCCGCUCAGCGUUCCCUUUCCAACGUGGUUUUGCCCUGCCCAGUCCCCAAGGCCAGAGGCCCCCUGCCUCAAUCUAAACCCUCCAACGUUCCCCCGUCCCAACGAGCUCCCCCACCGUUUCUGGGAAAAGGACCAACGGCAAGAUGCAGGCCUUCGAAGCCGGGCCCAAAGCAGCUUGCAGGUAACACGGCCCCUUCCCAGCUGGGGGUCAGAACCAAAGACCCCGCUGCAGGCAAACAGCCGGGAAGACCCGGACCUCCGCCAGGGACCCGGGAGGUGAGGAGAUCCGUCCAGCCCAAGAGGGUCAGCCGAGGGAGGGCUGAACCCAGAAACGCUAAGCCGGCUCCCCGGAGGGAAGACCGCCCCAGGGCCCACUCUCCUAAGGGAUCGGGCAAAGAGAACCCACCUUCGUCCGUGGCCGAGAGAAAACAGGAGCCCGACUCUCGCGCUUGCCUUCAGCCAAAGGCGAGUGCCAGCCAUGCCGGAAGGAGCGGACUGGGGCUCAAGCAAGCAUUGGUCAGAGACUGGAAGACCAGCAGGAUUCUCAGAGACCAGAGCAACAGGAGGUCGGUCAGCAGGCCACAGGCCCUGGCGUCCUCGGGAAAACCCCGGCGGCCCGCAAAUGUCGGUUCGGAACGGCCAGGGAGUGGAGUCUCAAGGUCGGCCACGGUGACGGGACAGAAGAAAAACCCAUCUGACGGGAGGCCUGGCCCCCCUUGUGAAAGAAAAAGCACAGCGAGAGGAAACCUGUGCAAUGCAGAUGUCGAGAAAGUGACCCGGAUUUUGGGGGCGAAAUCCAGGAGGAGCGUUUCCAGGGCUGGGGUGACCCCCGCCGCUCAAGUCCCCUAUGUUAGUUUGACCACAUCUACUGCGAAGAGAGAAGGAUGGCCGAACCCUGCCUCACCAGAGGCAACCGGGCCCCCACUUAACCCGACCACCGGCACAAAAGGCGCAGAGAACGAUCGCAGGAGGAAACUGGAGGAGUGGAAACAGUCGAAGGGCAAGACCUACAAGCGCCCUCCAAUGGGGUUUCCAGCUAAGAAAAGAACCCUAGAGAAUCUGAACCAUUCCUUCUGGAAGAAGAUGGAAGAAGAAGAGGAAGAAAAGAGAGCCCAGCUGGAAUUGGUGGAGAAAAUUAACAACGUCCUCGGCGAGUGCCUGAAACUCAUCGAAGGGGGUUCCCAGACUCAAGAGCUGUUGGCCAUUUUGUCCGGCAUCCCGGAAGCGGAGAAGUUUGCCAAGUUCUGGGUGUGCAAAGCAAAGCUGCUAGCCAGACAGGGCCCUUUCGAUGUGAUUGGGCUCUACGAAGCAGCAGUGCAAAGCGGGGCCGUGCCCAUCCAGGAGUUGCAAGAAGUCAUCUUUGAUAUCUUGAAAAACACAAACAGAGAAACUGAAGACGCCGGCCCUCCGGCACGGAGUGAGACGGCCGCCGAGACCACAUCCCAGGAACCCAGACUGCUCCCCACAAGAGAGGGGCCACCGGUGCUGGCUACCCCUCAGACGGUCCCGCGGUGCCGGGUUAACAACCCCAUGUCCUCUAUCAAGUUACACGUCACGCCGAUCCCCCGCAGAAUGACAGAAAGGGCGGCCCCGACCCACGAUCUGAAGCUCCUGACUCCUGUGCGGCGUUCUCUGAGGAUCGAGCAGGCGUUGUUCCGCUACCCCGAAAUGCUUAAGGACCACGACACGGUGGUGGCUUCUCUGGACGAACUAGCGGAAGUGGAUGACGUCGACCUCUUGAUUUACCGCAAAAACGAGGCUUUGCCGGAGGACGUGGGGCUGAACGUGUUUGGUUUAUAGCUGCACGGGGGGAGUCGUAGAAGGGAGCCUUGCUGUUUCUCAGACCCACCCAAGCCAGCGUUGCUGGUGGAUGGAGCCCAAGGCCUGGGAGCUGGCCCACGGCCUCCUUGAGGAUUAGAGGGGUCUGACCCCAGGGGGCUGCGGGCUGUGGAUUUUACGCAGGAUGGGAAGUACUAUGGCUUUAAGCAAUAGAUGGAUGGUCCUCCCGCCUGCAGUCACGUCCCUCCCAGCACCUAGCAGAUGUUCGGCGACUCUCCCACCUCCUCCUCAUCCUGCCCUCCGGCAGAAACGUGCAGCUGGAGGUUCCUUGGGGCGGCUCCACCCCGCUGCCCCCACCUGCCCCUGCCCUGCUUCCCUGGAUCCCAGGCGCACCAAUAACCCAACCUCCACCCACCCGCUUCCCUAAUGCCAGGAGGCCGUGUGAUAUCCAGGCCCCUAACUCGGGAACCUUGAACCUUCCUCUUCACUCUAGGCCCGCAAUAAAUGUUGGCAGCUGGCA